AUGAUGAUCUUCCAUCGCACCCGGGCAGUCGCCCUCGUGAUGGUGUGUUGUGCCGUCCUUGUGCCAGCCCGUGCAUCGACCAGUUUGGCUAAGCGUGAGGCACCGCUUCCGCCGAGUGGCAGCUAUCUGCCACCGUCGGGCGGAGCUGGUGGAUAUCCGGCUUCCCAGACUCCUUCCUCGAGCUACGGUGCGCCGACCGGCGGUGCUGGCAGCUGGAGCGGCAAUGGUAAUGGAGGCGGCCGUGGUCACUCGAACGGUGGUGGCCAGUCGUUCGGUGCUCCUUCGGCUCCUGCCCAGUCUUAUGGUGCACCCAGCUUCGGAGGUCCAUCCGCGGGUGGUUUCGGAGGACAAAGCUCACAGGGUGGAUUCGGUGGACAUGGUGGAAAUGGCAACGGAAACGGAUACUCAAGCGGACGUCCAUCAAGCCAGUACGGACCACCGCAGCAACAGCAGCAGCAGCAGCAAUCGUUCCGUCCACCUUCCACUAGCUACGGAGUUCCGGCCGCUCCUUCUCAGUCUUACGGUGCACCAUCGCAGCAGCAGGGCAACGGUGGUAAUGGAUACUCUAACGGACGUCCCUCGUCUCAAUAUGGUGCUCCUUCGCAGUCGAACGGAAACGGUUUCGGAAAUGGUCGUCCCUCGUCAAGCUAUGGUGCUCCAAGCCGUCCCUCGACACAGUACGGUGCUCCAUCAGCUGGAAACGGCAAUGGAUACGCUGGUAAUGGAAACGGACGUAGCUACAGCAAUGGAAACGGAAACGGUCACAGCAAUGGUAACGGUAACAAUGGAUACUCUCGCGGACCUUCUCGCCAACCGUCGCAGCAGUAUGGAGCUCCGUCUCAGACUCCGUCAUCGCAAUAUGGAGCCCCAGCUCAGACCCCAUCCAGCCAGUACGGAGCCCCAGCUCAGACCCCAUCCAGUCAAUAUGGUGCACCCGCUCAACAACCAUCUAGCCAGUAUGGUGCCCCAGCUCAGCAGCCGUCUAGCCAGUAUGGUGCUCCGGCUCAGGAGCCGUCUAGCCAGUACGGUGCUCCGGCUCAGACUCCCUCCUCUCAAUAUGGUGCCCCUGCUCAGACUCCAUCCAGCCAGUAUGGAGCUCCUGCUCCGUCUCGCCCAUCUCAGCAGUACGGACCUCCGGCUCAGGCCCCAUCAUCUCAGUAUGGUGCCCCAGCUCAGACUCCAUCCAGCCAAUAUGGAGCACCAGCUCAGACUCCGUCCAGCCAGUACGGAGCCCCAGCUCAGACCCCAUCUAGCCAAUAUGGAGCACCAGCUCAGACCCCAUCCAGCCAGUAUGGAGCACCUGCACCAUCGCGCCCAUCUCAGCAGUACGGACCGCCCGCCCAAGCACCGUCCCGUCCGUCGCAGCAAUACGGAGCUCCAGCCCAGGCUCCCUCUUCCCAGUACGGAGCUCCAGCUCAGACUCCCUCAUCCCAGUACGGAGCCCCAGCUCAGACUCCUUCAUCCCAGUACGGAGCCCCAGCUCAGACUCCUUCCAGCCAAUACGGAGCACCUGCUCCAUCCCGCCCAUCGCAACAGUACGGAGCUCCCGCCCAGGCACCGUCUUCUCAGUACGGAGCACCAGCUCAGACUCCAUCCAGCCAGUACGGUGCACCCGCUCAACAGCCUUCCAGCCAGUACGGUGCCCCAAGCUUCGGUUCCACCGGUGGUUCCUCUUUCGGCGGCAACGGUAACGUUGGUGGCAGCUACCAGGUAAGCUCUACGGGCAACGGCUUUUCGCAGGCUUCUUUCUCGGCCAGCAGCUUCUCGUCGAACGGACGCACGUCACAGUCGGGCGGUGGUUACAGCUCGGGUGGUCCGUCGCACUCUUCCGGUGGCUACAGUUCCGGUGGUCCGUCGCAGGUUCCCGCCACACUGCCACAGUCGUACGCAUCCAACGGAGGCUACAACUACUAA
Messenger RNA from Anopheles maculipalpis, 1914 nucleotides. It is a transcript of the gene Muc91C, whose product is annotated as pro-resilin. The record is from RefSeq and is a predicted model, not a curated record. Gene Ontology annotation, biological process: positive regulation of transcription by RNA polymerase II. Lineage: Eukaryota; Metazoa; Arthropoda; Insecta; Diptera; Culicidae. Bases 1 to 1914 code for a protein of 637 amino acids. Gene Ontology annotation, molecular function: transcription coactivator activity. Gene Ontology annotation, cellular component: RNA polymerase II transcription regulator complex. The transcript has a single exon.